CAUACUGAGAGCAGGUGCUUUGUUACGCAAAUUUGUGAAUCUUAAUAUUCAAGCGCCAAAAACUUUCAGGAAUUACUGAAGUACAUCGAGACGGCGACAUCACUGUGACCUCUGAGACGACCGCGUGGAGCUUUAAAUCUCACGGAUCUUCUUUAGCGAAAGUUGUUCUCAGAUCAAGUAGACACUCGUGAAACGAAGAGAUAACAUCUCUGGUAGAGCAAGAAUUUAUCAAAAUGCUGAAAAUCGUUCUCGUGUUGAUUUUCGCGGCUUUCGCUCUGACAACGGCGUUGCCGUUGAGGAACACUUUUUACGAAGACGUCGAUGAUUACAGUCGCGAUUUUAUCCCGAAGGAAAACGCCGAUUUUGACGAAUCUGCCUAUGAUGGAUAUCUGCUUCGCCGCGAUCCGGUCGAAAGAAACCCAGAUGUCUUGGGGAAGUAUCGUAGCAUGCAGGAACGCCUGUAUGAUGAGUACUAUAACCGAGAUGCACAGGAAGAUGACGAAAGCAAGGCUGAGGAAGAUCUGCCUCUUGAAGAUGCUGAGGAAUCGCUCUAUCGUGAAGAGGAGCCAUGGACGAGUGAUGACGAAGCGGAAUCGUUUAAUGCGCCAACGGAAGAUGAAGAAGAUGAAGCAGAAUAUUACGACGAGGAACCCAAUGAUGCUGAGGUGGAAGAGAGCGAACAAGUUGAGGAUGAGGCCCCUACGAAUGAGGAUGAACCCGAAGAAGUACCGGACGACGAAGCCUUCGAAACAGCUGAAGAGGGAGUUGAAGCCGCACAAGAUGAUGGGGCCGAUAGUGCACCAGUGGAGG
Molecule: messenger RNA, 810 nt
Organism: Stylophora pistillata
Lineage: Eukaryota; Metazoa; Cnidaria; Anthozoa; Scleractinia; Pocilloporidae
Source: RefSeq, a predicted model, not a curated record